GAUAAUUAACUAUGUUAUUGACAAUGGUGACGUAAGAAGGAAUUUGCUUUUGUGAUGUUAGUUCUAAUGUGUGAAAAGUGUGUGGAAUUUUACAGUUCAACAGCCUUAGCUGUUAAUUUAUGUAGUUUAUAGACUUGGGAUGUGUGUGCAUCGUAAGUUCCAUUUAUCACGAAGUAAAACGAAUGUUUGAAGAAUGGAGACAUUGUUGCCAUCGGAAGUUGCAAGGCUUGUUUUAGGUUAUCUGCAAGACAAUUGUGAGGAUGCCGCAAGAAUUUUUUUAGAGCAGUCAUCUCACCUUGCUGAAUGUUUGGAACUUGCGAAGCAAGGAAGAAAAUACACUACCAAAGUAAUGGGGAACAGCCUCAUUGACUUGCUGCAGGAAUACUGUGCAGUUCAUUGCUUAGUAUCUGAGCGCUCACAGAAACUGCCCGAGAAUGCAGCAGAACAGUUGAAACAGAGUGCUAGUUUGGUGCAAAAACUGAAAUUUUUGAUAGAUGCGUCAAAGUCGGGCCAGACGUUUCUGCUUAGUAUUACAGUUCCUUCGCAGGGUUCGGCUAGCCAAACAGGCAGCACGCCGGCUUCAUCUGGACGAUCAAAAUCAUGGUUGCAGUGUUCCUCAGAGCGUGCAAAACGUUCGGGUGUACGGAGCCAGAAAUCAAAAGAGAAGGACGACAAAUCUGUAAGGAGGUCCAGCAACAACAGUGUGGAAGCAACACCUCUACAUAGCCUACCUGGCCUGUCCCCGGCUGGCAAUUGUUGGAACAGUUCAAGAGACCGAGCAGACAGCAAUGAUGAUCAAGCUGAUGCUCCUGGGUGUUCACCAUCCAGUUGCUCUACACCAAGGAGGAAGGGACCACCACCUAGGAAAAAGCUAAGUACAUCACUGAGUAAGCUGAAGAAGACACAUUCAGAGGAAAAUGAUUCAAACGAAAGUGUCGAUAUUGCACUACUGCAACAAGCACUUUUGGAGAAUAAGCAGCUGCAUGAAAAAAUUGCAGAGAAUAUUAACAGAGUUAUGAGGAUACCCAGUGAUGGCACUUCAGAAUCUCAGCUUCCAGUAGCACCUCCCCCGGAAAGUCUGCCAGUACCAUGUGAUGGCAUGAUGAAUGAACUGGAUCAAGCUAUCAAGACCAUUGUACAUCAAACUGAACAGGACCCUUUGUUUGAAAGUUUUCUUGAAGAAAUACUAGGCCCUAUUGAGGAGGAAGUCAGCUCAAGUCCAGCAGCUGGUGACUGCGAGAGCGACACAGAGGAGACUGGCAGCGGCAGCCCCCACCCCCGUGAGGCAGCAGCAGAAGAGGAGAGCCUGAACACGCCACGGACUUCCCACUCCGUGGAUGAGGAGUCGACCCCAGCCCCAGGAGAGGUGCCGCUAAAGCAGAGGCUUCGCAGUGCGCGGAACCGCAUCUCAGAUGGCUCAUUGCCCACUCCGUCUACCCCCUCUGCACAUGGAAAUCUUAGCUUGAGAUUGGCUGCUGAGAGUCCUGAAAAUGUUGCGAAUGGUUCACGGGAAAAACAAUCUAUGGUAAGCCAUCAUGAGAGCUCAGAUCUCUUAGGAGGAAGCUGCAUAUUGGUUGGAUUCAGGUGGAGAGAAACUGCAAUAAACCGCAAAUUUACCCGAUGUCUCUGUUAUAAUCUCAGCAAAAUGUUUGAAAUUGAUUGAAAAAUUCACACAUGCAAGACUAAAAGGCAGAAAAUAAUUAUUUGGAUAAAAAUCCGUUUUUAAUGUACCAUGUUUUUAAA
Molecule: messenger RNA, 1743 nt
Organism: Schistocerca piceifrons (Central American locust)
Lineage: Eukaryota; Metazoa; Arthropoda; Insecta; Orthoptera; Acrididae
Gene: mxc
Product: protein NPAT
Exons: 9
Coding region: 194-1663 (489 amino acids)
Source: RefSeq, a predicted model, not a curated record